GGGUUUUGCUCGGCGGCGGCUCGUGUCAUCGACCAUCGGCGAGAAGAACAUGUGCCAGCAAUCGAAGAGAAUCCUCUCGAUGCGUUUGCUCCGGUCGGCCUCCGUCUCGUGGAGCAGGUGCUCACUCUGAUUCCUCUUGAAUUGGCGCAGCGUGCGGCGCACUUUGUCGUAGAGGCGCUGCGGGGUGACUCUGCUUUCGCCACGGUAGAGGACGGUCUUCAAUUCCGUCCAGCAGGUGGUAGUGGCGGAGUGCAGUGGCAUGACACGCCCUGCCUUCCGGUGGUCCAGCAGCACCUUCACCAAUUUCAUCUCCUCGCCCAUCGAGAAUUUCAUCCCUUUGCGUCUCUGAGUGUCGUCGACCACGCCGCGAGAUUUCGGCGUCUCGUCCCCGUCGUUCAGUUUGCGCUUCAACUUGAUGACGAGAGGCCUAAUUGGGGCAUCCCCACCCUGCGGCCGCCGCCCUCGCCGCCCUCGUCGCCCUCUCAUCUUCGGCUAUGCAAUUUCCCGAGGAGAAGCAGGCCUCGGGACGAUGCUCCCGACGCAGAAUCUUCGAAACCGCAAGAACCUGUCAAAUGUUCUUGCAAUAGAAGUGGAAUUGACAAGAAAGAAUUCUGCUCAGAGCUGGAAGCAGCAAUGCUUCUGAAGUGCUGAAAACCCAAAUCCGAGGCCUGUAAUACACUUCAUAUGAAUUCCGUAUGCUCCCAGAGAUACCAGUGUCUCAGUGGCCAUCACUCACUGCAUGGAGUCCAGAUGACUCAAACGUUCCACGAAUUUGAGCUCGGACUUAUCGACCUUCCAGGUUUCGAAAUUUGAGACUGACUUAGAUCCGUUCUAAAGAUCUUCAGACACAACGACAUUAGAAGCGGUUGCCAUGCACAGAUCUGUUUAAGGUCAUCGUCCUCGUACGAAUGAAAAUCCUCUCGAGCUUAUUAAAAGCUGAGAACAGGUCCGCCUUUCGGUCCAAUGACGGCACUCCAAUUUGCGCCAGCCGCAAGCGCAUGCCUCCUCCUCUCACUUGAAGAAGGCCCCACUCUCCUCUUUAUCGAGCGACAUUGGUACGAAGGCAUUGGACUCUUCUCAAUCUCAGGUGACCAUGUAUUGCCCCGAAAGGAUCCCCUGGUCGAAGAUCACCCUUCCAGAAUGUGUCGUGAUUAAAAUUCUGGCAAGAUUACCUUUUCCGGAAAUAAUGACGGUGCGAUUCUUGUCGAGAACUUGGGCUAUCAGAUUUCUGGACAGAGAGCGAGCUGUAGAAAGGGCAGUCAAGAUGGGAAUGGAUCCUCUCGAGGUUGUGGGGAGCUCAUUUACAGAUUUUCAGACUGAAGUCGCUUCCGUUUCCCACCGCUGGCCCAAGUAUUUCCCAGUUCUCAGGACGCCUGGAACGAGACCUGGAUUUGUGGCCUGGAACAAAAGGAUGCUCGAUUGGAAGAAGUUUGGCAUCCCUGACGUGAUACGCUCGUUUCCAAACGAGAAGUACCCUCAAAUGUGGACAUUCUUCGGAUCCAUUCUGUGCAGAUUGUGGCGUGUGGGCAUGACCCUGUACAGAGUGCAGCUGGCCAACUUGAUAACCGGAAGAUCAUUCAACACGAGAACUCUGCCGUCACCCGUAAUCCAUGACGGGAUGAGAAAGCCUCCUUGUGCAGUUCAUUUGAUGCAAGGUGAUGAGAUUUGUGACUUCAAGAUACUUCUGCUGUACGAGAGGGAUCUGCUCAAACCAACCAAGAGACGAGCAAAGGCACCGGAAGAUCUCGAGAUUCAGCUCCGCUUGACUGUUCAGAUUUACGCAUCCGAUACAAGGAGCUGGAAUGUUGUCACUCAUGAUAUGAAGUGUGGUCCGGCCCUCAUCCCAGUUCAUUACUCCAAUUCAGUGUGUUAUGGUGACGACCUUUACGCAGUUCUCGCCACGAGCAGCCGCUCGCACAUGCUCCAAUUUGUUUUCAACGUAUCGACCGAGCACUGGACGACUGUCUCGACAAGCCCUCGCUGUUCCGAGAACUGGCGACUGAAAGACAUGCUCGUCACUUCCUCGUCGGAGCGGGAGAUCGGCAACACGUUCAUUUACCAGAGAGAUCCCUUCACACCAGCCUCACUGCGCAGGCUGCAUUCGAUCAGCACGGUGAAAUUGGACAAAUCGACUCUGCAAGUAUCAUCGAGAGUCGUCGUGUCCAACAGCGCGCGGUUUGCCAAAGAUCCCGUGGCAACGAAGAUCGAAAAGCACGAGACGGGAGCAUAUGGAGAUCAACAUUCAUCGAUGUACGUGGUCGAGGGGAGUGCAUUCGGAGACUCAACAGAUGAGCCGUAUGCGACGUGGUAUUUCGACAUAGCGGAAGACGCUUGGCAUGAGUUCACGGACAUUCCCUACGAUGUCAUUCAUUACCACGAGGCCAAGCAUCUGUCGAAGGGCCCUCUGCCUUGCAUCGCGUCCUCUUUUGCUCCAGGAUUGAACCCCUUCGCAGAAUGGCGCGACGUAUAGAAAACGUAUACAUCCUCUGCAGGCCAUACGGGUACGUACAAGAACAGGGAGUAUACUGCUGUAAGCGUAGGCUAACACCUUUUCGACAUGCAUAUCUUCAUAACCUUGUUGGAUAUGGCGCAGCAUUUAAGAUCGCUUUGUAUGUUGAUACCACUGCAUAUUUCCAAACUGGGUAAAAAAGAAGAAGAAGAGGGUCUUGCACUAUUCGUACAUCUCAAUGGCUUUGGGAAUUGGAGUCAUUAUUGAACUCUUCCUUUAAGUCUGUCCUUAUUUACUUUGCUUUUGGAGCACGGAGAAUUCCAAACUGUAAAACAUUUAUACAUAUUGAUGGAAUCUAAAUCUUGUUGAAUAGAUUUGAAGGU
Molecule: messenger RNA, 2832 nt
Organism: Marchantia polymorpha subsp. ruderalis
Lineage: Eukaryota; Viridiplantae; Streptophyta; Marchantiopsida; Marchantiales; Marchantiaceae
Source: the annotation of a GenBank genome assembly